Setaria italica (foxtail millet) is the source of this 902-nucleotide messenger RNA. RefSeq lists its product as uncharacterized. Bases 128 to 640 code for a protein of 170 amino acids. The record is from RefSeq and is a predicted model, not a curated record. NCBI's taxonomy places the organism in Eukaryota, Viridiplantae, Streptophyta, Magnoliopsida, Poales, Poaceae. The transcript has 4 exons.
CCAGAAAAAGGUAUUCCGCCGCAUAGAUGAUAGAUAUGCUACGCAAACCAUCCUCAUCCUCUCUUCUCUGCUCGUCGUGUGGUCGCUCUCCUCCCGGCAUCGAUCAUCCGACAGGGCAACGCAAACAAUGUCAUCGUCGUCGAAGCCCAACUUCUUCGGCCGCGCCUGGAACAGAGCACGCGGCAAGUCGGAUGUGGAGAGGAUCUGCAAGAAGGUCUUCGACGACCUGGCGGACGAGAAGACGGAGCUCCUGCACAUCGACUCCCUCCACGUCGCCACCCUGAUGGUUUACAAUUCGAUCAACAAGCAGUUAGGCAGCCCUCACAAGGACCCUCCCUGUCUGAAGAUCAUCGGUGAAAAAGUGGAGGAGUACCGCGCCAAGGAAGGGAUAGCGUUCACGGAGUUCCAGGAGAUGAUCCUCAAGUGGGUGGAGAAGGACCUGCGGCUGGUGCUCGUGAACAAGGCCGGCUUCGCGAUCAUGGCCGCGCCGCUGUUCGCCGUGACGGCCAAGAGCGCUGGCAGGCAGGUGCCGAGGGUCGGCGACGCGGUGGACAAGGUGCCCACGCCGCUGAUCGCCGCCGCCUUCUCCAUCGGGCUCCUGUUCCUGCAGGACGUCUGGUUGUGGAGGCAGAGGGACUGAAAGAGAUCGCUUUGGAUCGCUCUCGCUCGUCGCUCUGGAGGCUUUCGCUUUCAGGCACUGGCUGACAGAGUGACAGUUAUGGUCCCAAUGCUUUGCUGCUGCGUGAUGGUAGGCUGAAAGUCUGAUCGAUAGCGAUGUACUAUUGCUUAAGUUACGCAAUUGGCACCUGAAUGGCACGUAUGCGACAAUGAUGGGAAGGGAGCACUGUAAGGACGGUGACGUUCGUUCUUAAAUCUUAAUACAGGUUUAUUUAUACGAUUAA